GUCAUUUUGACUUGUUGUUCUGCUUGGAACGCGACGUCGCAACGCGUCAUGGCGCGUUUCAACUCUUCGUCGUCCCGUUCGAAUUUUCGAUGCGAGCGAGUGUUGGUGAAUGUUUCGAGAGUGUCGAAAGUGAAGUGAGAGUAUCGGGUGUUCGUACAUACCAACCGUGAGAUACGCUGCAUGGCGCGAAGUCGUGUCGCGUUUCAAUCGUGUUUCGCGUCUUCUUCAUUGCCUCGUAUCUCGAGUUUUUGACAGGCGUGAGUGCCAGGAGUGUUGAAAGAUUAAAAGCAUUGAACUAUACUCAUACUGGAAUGGGCACUAGCCGAUUCCAGAAAACGUGACGAGAGAGAGCCAUUUUGAAGGGCCACCUCUCUUAAUUUGUCGGUAUAACAGUCAGAAAAUUAGAAAGUUUUUGCAGUAUCGGCACACGAGAAACGAGGAUAAAUAUCAAUGUGGAAACGAGGAAGAAAGUUAACUUUUGAGUAGGAAUGCAAGGUGAAUGCUGACGCAUGCGCAGAGAACGCUUAGAGAAAGAUAAGUGGCCUCUCAUGCUAUUUCUAUUACGUUUCUCGCUUACGGACGUAAUAUGGCAGUGCCCAUUCCAGUAUGAGUAUAGUUCAAUGGUUGAAAGCGAAGUGUCGCGCGUUCGUGCCAAGUGUAAAUCAAGAGGAGAAUCGUCGUGAGAAGGAUCUUGGAUCUCGGAUGUUAGAGAAGUGCGGCCGAGACGGAGCUGGACGGAGUGACCAGCGGCAAACGGAAUUCUCCAACGGGACAUGAAAAAUGUCAGGGAACGAUAGCACCAGUAUAUUCGCCUACCCUCGUCCUCUCGUUCCAUCGUUACCGAAGGUAUGCUCUAGAUCCACCAAGGUACGCUCCAGGUUAAUAAGUCACGGAACGCGUAUAUAUUCGGUAGUGGUACGGUGGCGGUACGGUGCCACUUGUCCCCGCGAAGGGGUCUACGAAGAUCGGAUGGUACCAUUGCACGCGAUCCACCACCAGGCUCCUCCAGUUACAAUGUUGAAGCAGACGUUCGAUUUUCUUCGUCGACUUCUCCCGGCUGGGAGAAACGUAUCAUCGAUUGGCCGGCCGGUCGGCCGAGCGGCGUGCGUUCUUCGAGGGUGAAGCGAAGGCGAAGAGUCGCCUGACAAAGGGGUAGAACGCGCUCAGCAGAAUGCUGGCGACGAACAACGCCUACGGUUGUCGCGAUUGCCACCCCUUCGUACCUGGUAGCGUGACGAGCAUCGCGACCAUCGGCAACCUGGGUACGACACGUCCAAAAUUCUCCCCGAGAAUCAACGCGAAAUUGAAAACAUCACCCGGUAUAAGUAAUUGCACGGAUCCGGCGUGCGUUGCACGUAUGAAGCGCUUGAGAAACAGGAAAGCAAAUGUAUCUUCAAAGUUGGAUUUAAGCAAGAGGAAACCGGCGGAUUAUAUGGAGCUGGCAUACAGAGAAGCUAUCUCGAAACUGAAGUAUCUGUUAGCUGAAUCGUACUCUCCAACGAGCAUGUCCGGAACAAAACAGCGAAGUGUUCGAAGUAUAUAUAAAAGCAGUAACCUGCGAAUUGAUGAAUCUGGAGAAGACACAGAUGAACAAAGUAUGAUUAGCGAUAGUUUCCGAAGAAAGGAUCUCUCUAGAAAUGCAGUUUUGAAUACCUUCCCACCUCUCUCGAAAACUAUCCAGUCGUCAAAGGCUUACAGUAAUAUUGCAUUGUCAAGAGGCGAUCUUCAAUCCAUUCCUCCGGAAUUAACGUCCUUCAUCGAACGGCAGGAGGAUUAUAUAGAACAACUGGAACGAGAGUCUCAAUACUGUAGAGAUGAACUGAUCAAUCUAUUGACCAAAGUUCGCGAGGUCGUGGCUGAAAACGAGGUAUUGCAUAGCAAGAAUCAAGUUGCAUUGUCCAAGUGUGUUCUGCAGGAUCAUAAAGAUCGCUGCGAGGCAAACCACGAGUGUCACAAGCAGGACGCGGGCGGUCACGCUGAUAAUACAUUAGAAUACAAGCGGGAGAAACCCUUGGAAGGACCCAGUAUAAUGUUCGAAUCAAGAAUCAGCGAGUUGGAGGCGCAAUUGACCCAGGCCAAACUAGAGUUGCGAAAGGCGCAGGAGGAGAAUCAGGCGAAUCUGAAACGUUUGUCCGAGAGCGGCUCAAGUGAGAACAAUACCGAAUUGAAAGUCGAAUUGGAUAAGGCUCUACGCGCCAAGUACGAGGCUGAGGUCAAGCUGGAGGAAUUGCAAAAGCUGCUGUCGGUCGCGCGAGACAAAGAAUCCGAGGCGACGCACAGAGCGAGACGGUCCAUGGACGAUAGGCAGGAGAUCGAGUUUGAGAGGAACCAGAGCGAGAUGGAGAUUCGAAGAUUGAAGGACGAGCUGGAGAGGCAGCACGACAAGCUGCGGGAGGCGGCCCAGGAUGCAAACAGACGUAUAACUGAGGAGAGACAGCAAGUGGAGCGUCGAUACAAUCAGCAAAUCGAACAACUCACCGCCGACAUCGCGACCCAUUGGGAGACUACUAACAAGUCGCAGUUGGAGUCUGAGAAACAGCGGCGAGAGAUAAACGAAUUGAGACGAGAGUUAUCUCAGAAGCAAACCGCUAUGGAUAAUUUGAAGAAAGAGCUGCAGAAUAAGAUAUCCACCGUGCAGAGUGAUUUGAAUCAAGCGUUAAGCGAGAAAGACGCGGCGGAACAGGAAGUCUUAACCGGUAAACUGGCAGCUGAACGAAGCGAUAGACAGGCUCGUCAAGAACAGAGCAGAUUACAGGCAGAAAUAAAUUCGUAUAAGCAACGUUUGGAAAGAGCGGAUGCUGAUCUGGUACAUUGCAGACGAGAAAAUCUGCGACUGUCGGAGCAAAUAGCAUCUUUGGAAAAAGAGAUCAGUAUGAGUAAAAUUGUACGAUCCGAAGAGAAUCGUAGCGAAGUUACGCCUAGAUUGGAAAACGAGAAGGAAUUAACGUCCAUGAUAAUGAAUAUGGAGACUAAACAUGCUGCCACGGUGGCGGGCCUAGAAGACGCUCUGAGUAAUCAGGCCACGCUCGUCUCGAGAUUGACCGCCGAAUGCCAAUCUCUCACACAGCGUUUGGAAGCUAACAAUCUUAAACACAAGGAAGAAAUGGCCGGCUUACAAAGCAACAUAGAGCACUUAUCAAGUAAAAUACAAGACAGCCUUAUAAGUCACGCAGGAGGAAUUGCUAUGGAAGCUAACGAUGGUACUGGAGCUUUUCAUUAUAACGCUACGACGGAUUCAGUAGUCUCGUCGCAUACGAACGGGUUACCAGUCGGUGCUCAAUCAUCGCAAAUGGUACAUCAGGGAUACGAUACGGCGAGCGGUCAACAAGAAGUGGACGAGGAGUCAGAAAUGUAUUCGAACGCGCCUAAAAGAAACGAUCGAAUGCCGGGCGACACGUAUGCCUUAUCGAGCGAUCACGCGGGCGCGGUACAAAAUAACUUUGUGCCUAAUGCAAUGGAAACUGCAGGGAUGUAUCAGCAACAAGGAGACGUCCAAAAUAAUGAGGCGUACGCAGUGGAUGAUUCGAACAUGGAGGCUUACAUGAUGGGGCACGACCAAAAUCAAUAUGACGAAUACGAUCCUUCACAGUACCCGGAAGAACAGUAUGUUAAUGGCAACCAAUAUAACGUAAUGGCGGAGCAGGAAAAUAAUCAGCCUAACUCCGAUGUAGCCAGAACCAGUACUGAAACUCUGCACUAACGUAUUCUGUAUUAAUGACAUACGCAUAUAUAUAAAUAUAAUGCUCAUGAGUAAAUACAUGUAGAAUAGAGAAUGUGUGAAUCGAA
Solenopsis invicta (red fire ant) is the source of this 3786-nucleotide messenger RNA. Its product is annotated as serologically defined colon cancer antigen 8 homolog. NCBI's taxonomy places the organism in Eukaryota, Metazoa, Arthropoda, Insecta, Hymenoptera, Formicidae. Gene Ontology annotation, biological process: establishment of cell polarity; centrosome cycle; neuron migration. The transcript has 10 exons. The coding region runs from base 1172 to 3700 and encodes 842 amino acids. Gene Ontology annotation, cellular component: centrosome; centriole. The record is from RefSeq and is a predicted model, not a curated record.